UUAGAUCAUUCAAUACCUGAUACAGCAACUCUAUGUAAAUCAGCUGGAGUAAUUGAAUAAUCUUGAUAGAAUACGUUUUGGUGUGUAGGUAAAAUGCGGUUAACUAAUAAAUUAUAUGCCCAGCAUUUAGGAUGGACUUUCAAGAAACAUUGGAUCGUACAAAGUAAAAGAACGCCACGUGAUACUGGUGCUGCAGCUGAGUUAAAAAAAAUUGGAGUCUCCGUUAAGGAUGUUGUUGAUUUACCAGAACAUGAAGCAUAUUGUAAUCAAGAAAAGUAUUUAAAAUAUAAUUUCAUAUUGCUUGUCUCAAAUAAAAUUAUAACUAAUCUUAGGUUGGAAGCAAUUAAUGGGGGAAAAACCUCGCUUCGGGAUGAUAAAACACAUCCCAAUUGGAAUUUAAAACCGUGCCAUACAUUUGGAAAUAGUAAUGUAUUACUUGAAGGUAUGAGUCAAGCACUAUUGCUUACUAAGUCUGUUGAGAUUCCUAGUUUACCAAAGUGCAUUCGGGAGUCCAUGGACGGUAUUCAAAUUAGUGGAUUGUUAGAGCGCAAAGUUAAAGAAGCUGUUAUGGCUUCACAUCUUUUCUCUGCUGAUCAAGUAAAACUGCCUAAGAGAAGGAAUCCAUUACGACCUGAAUACAAUUUACCUCGAGAUUACGGCAUUCCACAAAAACGUAGAGUCUCGAUAUUGAUAAACAAGCUUCUCUCAGAGUGCGAGAAAUUUGCAGGUCGGAAUAUAAAUUCACAACGCCGCUUACUUGACCAAGCAAACUUCAAAGUAACUGUACCGAAAAAUGAUGACUUAUUACUAUUUGAUGUCAAUGUACAAAAGAUUAUAACGGCAAGCCGACCUCUUGAUGCAAUUAAAGGCAAAUAUGAUUCUGAAUUACCAGAUUUGCAUCCUAUUAAGUAUACAAUAUCUAUGCCAAAGCAGCAUGUAUAUAUACCUGAAACAAUUUAUCCAUUUGGCGGCAACCUGAACGGCUGUAAUCCACAUACAAUAUUUGUAAAUUUUAACAACGAGGAAGUUAAAAAUAUUCAUGAUUUACAAAUAAACGUAUCACAAUUCCAAAGUCGUAAUUUGCUUAAAGCGUUUUCUGUAGCGGCAGCACGAGCUAAACAGCUAUAUGGGGAUUUAGCGUUCAAAAAUAUCUCUAGACCUAUUGUUGUUCAAAGUAUACAGACCGAUGGACGAACAUUCCACUUCGGCGUAUUUCAACUGAAUACCUUACGUCUUGAUAAUUUGGAAGGACCCAAAAAUUAUUGGUUUCACCAGAACAACGAAGACCUUUUUCAGCUAUGUGAAUAUGGUUCUGGCAAGCCGACUUUAGAGGGUUUUAAUAAGGAUGUUUUCCGAUAUAUUUGUGCUUUUUAUAGUAAUGCGUAAGCAUAUACAAGAGUAUGUCAAUAUGUGUAAACCUACUAUGGAACUCUGUCUUUUGAAUCAAAUGAUCAUUAUAUACCCUACAAAAAAUUUGGAGCAUGAAAAUCGUUUCAAGGACAGCAGUCACCAGUCGCUUUUAGGACUAUAAGACGCUAAUUUAGCUGCUGACGACUGCUUUCUAAAUUUAAUAAAAAAGGGGCAAAAGUGUAGAAAAAUAUGUCUUA
Molecule: messenger RNA, 1607 nt
Organism: Anastrepha ludens (Mexican fruit fly)
Lineage: Eukaryota; Metazoa; Arthropoda; Insecta; Diptera; Tephritidae
Gene: mRpL37
Product: 39S ribosomal protein L37, mitochondrial
Exons: 4
Coding region: 94-1386 (430 amino acids)
Biological process (GO): translation
Cellular component (GO): mitochondrion; ribosome
Molecular function (GO): structural constituent of ribosome
Source: RefSeq, a predicted model, not a curated record